AGCUCCAGAAGGAGACGGAUGCUUGUGGGAGGCAGGAGAAGGGAGGGCAGAGCUGGCAGCGGCAGAAGGAGACAGUGGAGCACUAGCCAGAGGUGACAGCUCUGCUCUGACAAACUCCUUGGUGGCAUUGCAUCCUCAUUGCCACCACUGCCUGGGCUGGAAUGGAGAUAACCCCGUGUGAGUGUGAAGCCACAACCCUCUCCUUGCAGAGCAUCAGGAAACGGAGCCCUUAGGUGCCUCUCCUCUGUGGAGCAUACCUGUUGCACAGGGAGCAAGAAGCAGGUAGCUCCAGGGUGGAAGUGAUCCCAGCUUAAGGAGUUCCCUCAGGGAAGGAGCGUGGUGGGGUGCUGGUGUCAUCCAGGCAUCGGGUUCCUGCUGCCAGAGGUGACAGCUGUGGAGGUACCUGUUGUCAGAUGGGGAGAUGCCAGAGGGAUGGAACACCUCUUCUGACAGCCCAGAGCUACGAGCAGCAGGGAUUAUCGUGCCCAUCAUUUUCUCACUCAUCUUCCUCCUGGGUACGGUGGGGAAUGGGCUGGUGCUGGCUGUGCUGCUGCAGAAUGGGCAAGUCAAAUACAACACCACCAACCUCUUCAUCUUUAACCUGGCCAUGGCUGACCUCUGCUUCAUUAUCUGCUGCGUCCCCUUCCAGGCCACCAUUUAUACCUUGGAUGGGUGGCUCUUUGGGGCUUUUGCCUGCAAGGCUGUGCAUUUCCUGAUCUACCUCACCAUGUAUGCCAGCAGUUUUACUCUGGCUGCUGUGUCUGUUGACAGGUACCUGGCCAUUCGCUACCCGCUGAAGUCCCGGGACCUCCGCACCUCCCGCAACGCAGGAGUGGCCAUUGUAGCCAUCUGGUCAUUGUCACUGCUCUUUGCAGGGCCUUACCUCAGCUACUACCAGAUUAUCCAUUACCACGGAGUGCCCAUCUGUGUCCCCAUCUGGGAUGACCAGCGCCGAAAGAUUCUGGACGUCCUCACAUUUGUCUUCGGAUACCUCCUGCCUGUGACUGUGGUGAGCCUGGCAUAUGCCAGGACCAUCAAGUUCCUGUGGACCUCUGUUGACCCCAUAGAAAGGAUCUUGGAGUCUCGGAAGGCCAAGUGUAAGGUCACCAAGAUGAUUGUGGCUGUAGCCAUCCUGUUCUGCCUCUGCUGGCUGCCCCACCACGUGGUCAUCCUCUGCUUCUGGUUUGGCAGCUUUCCCUUCAACCGAGCCACUUACGCUUGCCGCCUGGCUUCCCAUUGCCUUUCCUAUGCCAACUCCUGCCUCAACCCCAUCGUCUAUGCUCUCAUCUCCAAGCAUUUCCGCAAGCGUUUCAAGCAGGUCUUCACCUGCCUCUUCUUCCAGAGCAAGACCAGGAAGAAGAAGAAGAGAGUGGUAAAGAAAGUCCAUGUGGUCAAUGUGGACAGCGUCCUCAAUCGCAGCACCAGAGGUUUCUGUGGAGGCAACACUGAGGUGACCCAGGUCCAGGAGCAGAAUGCUAGGAUGAGAGACCUUGAAGGUGCCAUUCCUGACAGAUCAUGGACUCACCAGCUGCAGGUCUCUGUCCAGAAGGAGUUACUGGAAGAGGAGCAUUUGGCAACAGGUGGUCAUCCCCUAGCUGUUACCCCUCCCAGAGGAACUCAGGAGUUUCUGACUGUUCAUUACAGAUGAAUGAAGUGAAGAAACCUGUUUCCCAGGGAGGAGCCAUUCCAUUCCUGAACAGGCAGAAUAAUGUGGGGCAGAGGGGAAUGGACGAAGCAGAGCCAGUGAAAGAUCCUGUGGUAAUGUCUAACCCAUUGUUCCCACUUAUCUUCGCUUGCUGGCCCACAGGAAUGGCACAAUCCAGCCGGUGCAAAGUGGAGGGACAGGUUAAUGUUAGGUGGCUUUGCCUAGACAGGUUUUAAGGUAUCCAUUUUCCAGCUUCCUAACUUGCUAAUUUUGUGCACCACUUUGUGUAUCUUAAGAGGGAGGCAACCAAAAUGAAAACAUCCUGUUAGGAAAUCCAGACUGUUAAGGGCACAUCAGAGCAUGGGUGGGAAGGGUGGGGAGAGUGCUCGGGGACCUGAGUGUGAAAAGAGUAUCUGGCAGCCUCUCUCCCUGGCAGCCCCGAGCCAUGGAGCACUGGCCAUUGCCAACAUGCCCUUUUUUUCCUGUGGGCCAGGGACAGUCUUUGUCUAUCUUCAUCCCCUUCCCUGGACCCUGCAUCAAGAUCAAAGGACCUUUGCCACACUGGCUGAUGUACCAGAAAGUCAGACAUCUGUACCAACAGCUUGAUGAUGCGAACCACCGCAGUCACUCACUCAAAAGAUUGAUGCCCCAGCAGGUAAGGAAUGAAAAAGCUGUGUGCCAACACCUCUACAUGCACCCACCCUGUACCUGUGGCUCUCUGAAGUUCAAGGAGGAGAAGACCAUCUGCCCAGUCUGUUCUCUCCACCCUGCUCUACCAGAAGUACUGACUGGAGGAUGUUUGACGGAGCUGUAUCCCACCUGCCUUUACCUGUUGGAGCUGCUUGCAGUUCAGAAGUACUUCCUAACAGCCAUUCUCAGUUUUCCCCAAGCAAACCUGGUUGCUCCUCCUUCCACCACAUUGUUCCAACUAAUACUCCUCUCUGCUUACUUUCUGUUUGCCUUCUGCAAAUUCCUAAAGCACUGCUAGCUCCUUUGCUUACUACUCCAAAUUUCAUCCCUUCCUUCUUGGGCUGCAGGACCUGUAGCUCUCUGAGCAGUGACGUUGUUCAGUGGUAUUAGCCCCACCUGUGAGGUUCACUGAUGUGGCCAGGCAGUUUUCCCCAAGUGAUGAUGAGGAUGAUUGUGACUGAAUUGACAGCUGUCACCAAAGCAGAAGAAAACAGCCAAGCUGCAGAGGGAGCUGUAUAGCCAGGUGACACUUGUCAUGAGGUAAAGGAGAAAGAAAUAGGCAAAACCCAGAUGGGCACCCAUGUGCACUUAGUUCUGUCCUAUUUCCUCAGUGCCCCUUCCUACCUGAUGGAGGAGGCUUUCAGGGGGCUGUGAGGCCAGCACCACGCAGUGGCUUGGGACAUUUUCCACAACAAGCACUGCUGUGAGAUCGCUGUGAGAUCUGUGUCCACCUGGGAACAAAACUGCUCUGUCACUGCUGCCCCAAGCAGCUGCAGAGCAGCCUUUGGCCUGUGGUAGCAGCUCACUGAUGCCCUGCAGCAGGGCUGAGUUCUCUUGGCCUGACAGUGGCAAAGAUGGGAAGUGCCACAGAGAUGGUUGGGUGGGACUAGAAAUCACAUUCACCAGAAGGUGCUGGAAUAUUUUGCCUGCUUGACCUUAAU
Molecule: messenger RNA, 3276 nt
Organism: Pogoniulus pusillus (Red-fronted tinkerbird)
Lineage: Eukaryota; Metazoa; Chordata; Aves; Piciformes; Lybiidae
Gene: GALR3
Product: galanin receptor 3
Exons: 4
Coding region: 422-1648 (408 amino acids)
Biological process (GO): G protein-coupled receptor signaling pathway
Cellular component (GO): plasma membrane
Molecular function (GO): G protein-coupled receptor activity
Source: RefSeq, a predicted model, not a curated record